UGGGAGGCCCGGAGCGCGCUGUGCCCCGGCCGGCGGAGUCAGGAUCCGACCUUGCCGCGCGUCCCGUCGCCCGCCCAGCCGGCAGAAGCGCCCCGGCAGGUGGCACCAUGGCCUUCUCCCAGGUGCAGUGUCUGGACGACAGCCACGUCAACUGGCGCUCCAGCGAGUCCAAGCCCGAGUUCUUCUACAGCGAGGAGCAGCGGCUGGCGCUGGAGGCCCUGGUGGCGCGCGGCCCCGAGGCCUUCUACGAGGUGCUGAAGCGGGAGAACAUCCGAGACUUCCUCUCGGAGCUGGAGCUCAAGCGCAUCCUGGAGACCAUCGAGGUGUACGACCCGGGCUCUGAGGACCCUCGGGACACGGGCCGCCCCCGGGAGCCCGAGGACGACGGCGUCGGGGACGCCGAGGAGGCCAGCGGGGCAGGUGGGGUCCCCACCGAGGCUGAGCCACUGCCCUCGCUGGAGUACUGGCCCCAGAAGUCGGACCGCUCCAUCCCGCAGCUGGACCUGGGCUGGCCGGACACCGUCGCCUACCGUGGCGUGACCCGGGCCAGCGUCUACAUGCAGCCCCCCAUCGACGGGCAGGCCCACAUCAAAGAGGUGGUCCGCAAGAUGAUCACCCAGGCGCAGAAGGUGAUAGCUGUGGUCAUGGACAUGUUCACCGACGUGGACAUCUUCAAGGACCUGCUGGAGGCCGGCUUCAAGAGGAAGGUGGCCGUGUACAUCAUCGUGGACGAGAGUAACGUCAAGUACUUCCUGCACAUGUGCGAGCGGGCCCGCAUGCACCUGGGGCACCUCAAGAAUCUCAGGGUGCGGAGCAGCGGGGGAACAGAGUUCUUCACGAGGUCGGCCACUAAGUUCAAGGGCGCCCUGGCCCAGAAGUUCAUGUUUGUGGAUGGAGACCGGGCCAUCUGUGGCUCCUACAGCUUCACGUGGUCGGCUGCAAGGACAGACCGGAAUGUGAUCUCCGUGCUGUCCGGCCAGGUGGUGGAGAUGUUCGACCGGCAGUUCCAGGAGCUGUACCUCAUGUCGCACAGCGUCAGCCUCAAGGGCAUCCCCAUGGAGAAGGAGCCUGAGCCAGAGCCCGUCAUGCUGCCCUCCGUGGUCCCACUGGCGCCCUCGGGCACCGUGGCCAAGAAGCUCGUCAACCCCAAGUACGCACUGGUCAAGGCUAAGAGCGCCGACGAGAUUGCCAAGACCUCCUCUGAGCAGCAGGAGGUCAAGAGGCCUCGGGGGCUGCUGGGUGCGGCGCUGGCCGAGCGGCCGGGAGACUUGCCCGAGCCGCCCCCGCCCGUCCACCCGGGGCUGCUCAACCUGGAGCGGGCCAACAUGUUCGAGUACCUGCCCACGUGGGUGGAGCCGGACCCGGAGCCCGGCAGUGACAUCCUGGGCUACAUCAACAUCAUCGACCCCAAAAUCUGGAACCCCCAGCCCAGCCAGAUGAACCGCAUCAAGAUCCGAGACACGUCCCAGGCCGGCGCCCAGCUGUGGAGGCAGAGCCAGGGCUGCAGCCCCACCCCAGGGCCCCAGGCCCCUCAGGAUGGGGUCCCAGCUGAGAACGGCGUGCCCCGGGGAGACCCUGAACCACAGCCCCCCGUGCCCAAGCCCCGGACAGUCCCUGUGGCAGACCUGCUUGCCCAGGACGGUGGUGGUAUUGGCUGGGGCCUGGAGACCCCAGAAGAGGAGGUGCCCCAGAACGGGACAGACCACAGGCUGCCCAGGAUGGCUGGCCCAGGCCUUGCCCCGCCCCAGCGGCAGCUGUCCACGACUCAGGAUGACCCCGACGGCGGGGGACCAGCCAUCCCCAACGGGCUGGAUGGUGAGGAGGAGGAAAAUGACGACGACUAUGUGACCCUCAGUGACCAGGACAGCCUCUUGGGCAGCUCUGGCCUUGGCCCUGGUCCCCGGCGGCCUUCAGUGGCCUCUUCCAUGUCAGACGAGUAUUUCGAGGUGAGGGAGCACUCAGCUCCUCUCCGGAGGCGCCAUUCAGAGCAGGUGGCCAACGGGCCGGCCCAGCACCCCCACCGACAGCUCAGUGCCCCCCACAUGACCCACGGGACCUUUGGUGGACCCCUGGGUGGCUCGCCGUGGGCCCAGGGUCAGGAGCGAGAGGAGGCGGGCACUCCAAGGAGGAUGCAGGCCCCGCGCUCCACGGACAAGGAAGCACAGGGCCAAAAGUUCCACUAUUAUGGAGUCCCUGCCUCGGGGACCAAGGAUAAAGAUGGCUUCCCACGGCCGUUGAGGACCCCGGGACCCCCACGGUACCGGCCUGCUGCCGACGGCGCCCAGAGCUCUACCAGGAAAGCAGGCCCAGCCGUGGCAGGCCCCCAUCACUGGCAGGCCAAGGGUGGCCCUGGGCCACGCACACUGCCAGAUCCUGGGAGCCCAAGGUUGGCCCGAAAUGCCAGCCCCCUGGCCGAUGGCAGGGCCACUGAGGAGCAGCCAAGUCCUUUUGGAAUCCCGUACUCCAAACUGUCCCAGUCAAAACACCUGAAGGCCAGGACAGGCGGUGGCCAGUGGGCCUCCUCCGAUUCUAAACGGAGGGCCCAGGCCCCCCGGGACCGCAAGGACCCCUAGCACCAUCUCCCCGGGCCUGGAGCCGGCCGUCCACGGCCUCUGCCCCAGCCCAGACUCACCGUGCAGGUGUUCACGGGGCCGUGCCAGGGACUGGCAGGUGGGCCGCCUGACCCUCCAGCACCUACCCUGGGAGGCGGGGAGGCAGGGCAGGCAACCACGUUGACACUCACCU
Molecule: messenger RNA, 2745 nt
Organism: Ceratotherium simum simum (southern white rhinoceros)
Lineage: Eukaryota; Metazoa; Chordata; Mammalia; Perissodactyla; Rhinocerotidae
Gene: SACK1G
Product: scaffolding CK1 anchoring protein G
Biological process (GO): BMP signaling pathway
Cellular component (GO): nucleus; cytosol
Molecular function (GO): protein kinase binding
Source: RefSeq, a predicted model, not a curated record